Messenger RNA from Arctia plantaginis, 486 nucleotides. NCBI's taxonomy places the organism in Eukaryota, Metazoa, Arthropoda, Insecta, Lepidoptera, Erebidae. The record is from the annotation of a GenBank genome assembly.
AUGCUUGGGAACGCAAUAUUCGUUUUUUUUCAUAUACUACUAGCUGUCAACAUUCGGAUAAAUUGGGCAUGUCCUCUUAAUGUGCAAGCUGAAAUGAAAGCCGCUUACAAAUCAGGGGAGAUCCCCGAUCAAUCAGCCCCUAUAACGUUGGAGAAGAUCAAGACCAAGUUGAAACAGAGCGAAAUAUUUGACUGGCAAGACCCGACCCUCACCGACAGAGAGAAGAAAGAGAUGGGAAAACUAUUUGACGCUGUCGAGAUUAUGACAACCUCUCGCAACCGACAACCAAGCAAUGUCCAGACGAUGUUCUCAUCACUGCGUCUCGUGGAAAGAGUCGUCAAAAAGCAGCUAAAGGAGGGACAGAUUUCUGAAGCGCUCGCUUCCAAAUUCAACUGGGAUAAAGUAACCAAACGUGUAAGACGAGAUAAGCCGACGUACAUCUUUGACAAAACGACGAAUAUGAGAAUGUUUAACACUCGUCAAUAA